AUGGUCCUCAAGCUGGUGUCCAGUGGUUGCGCUGGUGGCAAUGGUGCUAGUGGCAAUGGUACUGGUGGCAAUGGUGGCACCAGUGGCACUGGUCGUACCGGUCACGCUGGUGGCAAUGGUGAUACUGGUGGCACUGGUGGUACCAGUAGCACUGGUGGCAAUGGUGGCGCUGGUGGCAAUGGUGGCACCAGUGGCACUGGUCGUACCGGUUGCUGGCACUGGUUGUACCGGUGGCACUGGUGGCACUGGUGA
Molecule: messenger RNA, 252 nt
Organism: Nipponia nippon (crested ibis)
Lineage: Eukaryota; Metazoa; Chordata; Aves; Pelecaniformes; Threskiornithidae
Source: RefSeq, a predicted model, not a curated record